CCAGUCAGCCUGCAGGCAGCAGCUCUAUACUUUCAGACAGCCAGUGUGUGUCGGGGAGAACAUUGCUGCCGUGUUUCUGUGUUUGCGUGUGUGUAAUAUUAUAUGUGCGUGUUUGCGUGUGUGAGUGUAUGUGUGAGUUAGUGGUUAAAGCAGCCUCUUAGGAUGAGAGGCAGAGAGAGACAGACGGUGUUGUGAUUGAGAGUUGGCAACAUCGCCUCUCUGCCGCCUCACCCAGUCCUCAUCCUGCCCUCCUCUCCUCUCUCUUUCCUCUGGCUCUGAUCUACAACACCGCUGGGAUGUCUUCUUCUCCAGGAUCCAUGGACGGCAGCCAGAGGAAUAGCUCAAAGAAGGUGCCACCCCAGGUGAAGGAGGCGGAGCCUGCCCAGGUGAAGCCAAAGGAGGUGGAGCCUGGCCAGAUGAAGCUAAAGGAGGCGGAGCUUGCCCAGGUGAAGAUGAAGGAGAGGCAGAAGUUCUUUGAAGAGGCAUUCCAGCAAGACAUGGAUCAGUACCUGUCCACCGGCUACCUGCAGAUCAGUGAGAGGAGAGGAAGCUUUUCGUCCAUGGAGGUGAACGUGGACAUGCUGGAGCAGAUGGACCUGUCUGACCAUGAGAGCCUUGACGUCUUCCUCCUCUCUGGGGGAGAGGACAACAGCGCUGCCUCCCCCAUGCUAGGUCCAGAUGUUGACUCGUUAACCACAGAGAUCACCCUGCAGGUUCCCACCCAGGCUGAGCUAGGAAACAAGCUGUCCUCCCUCUCCUCCACAUGCACUGACAGCCAGGACACCGAUGCUGGGGACGAUGACGAAGAGGAUGAAGGGGGCAGGGAGGACAGCAGCCACCGUCCUGUUGGGGUGCAGAGGUUCCCCACAACACUGUCCUAGCAGAGAGGCCACCACCCCCCACCCAGAAGCAAGACACUUAAACACUUUGAGGACAGCAGCUCAGGCCACAUAAGGGUCAGAGUAGGAGCUAAGACACUGAACAUACCGAAACCCUGAGAGGAUGGGAGCUAAGACACUGAACAGACCGAAACCCUGAGAGGAUGGGAGCUAAGACACUGAACAGACCGAAACCCUGAGAGGAUGGGAGCUAAGACACUGAACAGACCGAAACCCUGAGAGGAUGGGAGCUAAGACACUGAACAGACCGAAACCCUGAGAGGAUGGGAGCUAAGACAUUGAACAGACCGAAACCCUGAGAGGAUGGGAGCUAAGACACUGAACAGACCGAAACCCUGAGAGGAUGGGAGCUAAGACACUGAACAGACCGAAACCCUGAGAGGAUGGGAGCUAAGACACUGAACAGACCGAAACCCUGAGAGGAUGGGAGCUAAGACACUGAACAGACCGAAACCCUGAGAGGAUGGGAGCUAAGACACUGAACAUACCGAAACCCUGAGAGGAUGGGAGCUAAGACACUGAACAGACCGAAACCCUGAGAGGAUGGGAGCUAAGACACUGAACAGACCGAAACCCUGAGAGGAUGGGAGCUAAGACACUGAACAGACCGAAACCCUGAGAGGAUGGGAGCUAAGACACUGAAUAGACCGAAACCCUGAGAGGAUGGGAGCUAAGACACUGAACAGACAAAAACCCUGAGAGGAUGGGAGCUAAGACACUGAACAGACCGAAACCCUGAGAGGAUGGGAGCUAAGACACUGAACAGACCGAAACCCUGAGAGGAUGAAAGCUAAGACACCGAACAGACCGAAACCCUGAGAGGAUGGGAGCUAAGACACCGAACAGACCGAAACCCUGAGAGGAUGGGAGCUAAGACACUGAACAGACCGAAACCCUGAGAGGAUGGGAGCUAAGACACUGAACAGACCGAAACCCUGAGAGGAUGGGAGCUAAGACACUGAACAGACCGAAACCCUGAGAGGAUGAAAGCUAAGACACCGAACAGACCGAAACCCUGAGAGGAUGGGAGCUAAGACACCGAACAGACCGAAACCCUGAGAGGAUGGGAGCUAAGACACCGAACAGACCGAAACCCUGAGAGGAUGGGAGCUAAGACACCGAACAGACCGAAACCCUGAGAGGAUGGGAGCUAAGACACCGAACAGACCGAAACCCUGAGAGGAUGGGAGCUAAGACACCGAACAGACAAAAACCCUGAGAGGAUGGGAGCUAAGACACUGAACAGACAAAAACCCUGAGAGGAUGGGAGCUAAGACACUGAACAGACAAAAACCCUGAGAGGAUGGGAGCUAAGACACUGAACAGACCGAAACUCUGAGCGGAAUACAUGCUAUGCACUGGAUGCAUGGAGGAAGAGAUGCGUAAUUUAUGUUUCCUGUAUUUUCAUCCUUUUCUGUAAAGAAAUAACUCCAUGUUGAACACUGUGGUUACAGUAUUAUUUCUUAAAAUCUCUUGACUUGGUAAUAAAUAUUUCAACACCCUGUA
Salvelinus fontinalis (brook trout) is the source of this 2405-nucleotide messenger RNA. RefSeq names its product dysbindin-like. The transcript is spliced from 4 exons. Lineage: Eukaryota; Metazoa; Chordata; Actinopteri; Salmoniformes; Salmonidae. The record is from RefSeq and is a predicted model, not a curated record. Bases 297 to 881 code for a protein of 194 amino acids. Gene Ontology annotation, cellular component: neuron projection; BLOC-1 complex; plasma membrane. Gene Ontology annotation, biological process: neuron projection development; platelet dense granule organization; anterograde synaptic vesicle transport.